UGCGUGUUCGCUCCGCGAUCCGGCCAGACAGGAACACUACACGACGUAAACAUCACGACACUGGCUGAACAUGCACUGAUCCAGCGCAGGGAGUAUGAAUAAUGAUUGUCGGCCGCAUGUAGAGCGGAGCACGGAGUCCAGGAAGGAACAGGACGCUUCAGCUACUAACUUUAUUGAGAUCGGCGGCAUUGUCAGCGCUGCCCCAUGCUACCAUCGACUGGUAGUCGAUGAGCUAGGCCAGAGUAAUAGAUACAGAGAUUUCUUUGCAGUAACAGCAGGCCAUUAAUUUUAGCGAGUGGAGAGAUAUCGCUAUGCCACGGAGACAGCGCAACUCUCCGCUAGUGCUUGUUGUUUGAUUCAGUGAGUUUUUGUGUCAAUUUUCGUUGUGCUUGUGCGUGUGCGUGCUUUGCAAUGGCAUCAUCGGGGGCAAAAGCUGCAGUGCGCUGUCGAGUGAGUGUUCUGGGCCUGUCCGGCAAAGACAAAGGCCAGUUAGGUGUUGGCAAGAGCUGCCUGUGCAAUCGCUUCGUCAGACCCAGCCAGAACGAGUUCCGGGAGGAUCACAUUAGCCAGUUUGGUAACAGCGACUGGAUGAGCUUGGUGAUCAACCAGCAGCACUUCCUCUACUGGGGGCCAGUGGACAAACGCGUCGGAGCCGACAGCGAGCGCACAGUGACGUUCGAGGUCGUGGAGCAGACUGAGUUUGAGGACGACAGCAGCUUCAAGCCGUUCGGCGUAUCGGGUUCGAAUACCUACCUAAAGCGAGCCGCAUCGACCAAAUUGGUUAGUUCCGGAAAACUUAUGUACAUCAACAAGGACCAGGUGGCGCUCCCGACCGACUAUCCGGUGGAGAAUCUGCCCCAGAAAUUCGCUGUAGAUGGAUUCCUAGUGGUGUUCGAUGUGAGCAAACAGCAGUACAGAGCCGCAGACAGCCAGCUCAAUCUGCUCACAAAACUACUGCCCAUUCUGCAUAAGCAGAAGAAGCCGAUUGUAGUGGCGGCGACAAAAUGUGACGAGCUAUCGGAAAAGCUCCUGGAGGAUCUGGAGGCGGCGGUGGCCAAAAGCGCACGUGGAGUGCACAUCGUGCAGACAUCGGCAAGCGAAGGAGUAAACGUCGAUGCAGCUUUCUUUCUCCUGGAGCAGCUGCAGACGCAGCGCAGCUCACGAUCUCUCGCCCGAGUUCCGACCUUUGCGGAAGGUGCGCGGGUCCGUCAAGAGGAGAAGGAGGCAGCCCGUCGCGUGUUCCAACGCUUGCUCGAAGCCAAAGUCAGUGACUUCCGAGUGACGUGGAAUCGGGCUCAGAAGAUUCUCAAUGGCCACGAGGACUUCGAGCAGUUCGUGUCCAUCGCCGGAAGCCAGGCGGCCAAACGCGCAGUGCUGCAGUUCGUGCGUCGCUUGCAGAGCGAGAAGCGAGCCGAGCGACUGACUCACUACCAGCAGUUGCUGCCUGACGUGCUGCUCAAAGUCCUAUCGCCUGACGCUCGUGGAAAGUCUUUCCUGGUGGAGAGCGGCAGCACGAGUUGGGAAGAGGCCAAGGAGCUACUGCGUGAAAUGGCUGAGUUCGAGCGCCAUUUCGUCGUGUUGCCCGACGACUGUCACUGGCACGACGACGAAAAUCUGGUGAGCACGGACGUGCGAAUCCCGGCUGACAUCCUCAACGAAGAGUUCGCCAAGAAUAGCUUCGAUUCUCUGCGCCGCAAAGCCCAGCUGAAGGCAGAUCAGGAGGAAGUAGCCGGUCAUCUGCGAGCGCUACUGAAUGAAUGGCAAAACAAACUCUCGCCAGGCAUGGACUGGACGACCAGCAACCAGAUUCUCAUGAAUCACCCUCGCUACAAGCAGGUGCCGGAAACCGUUGCCUUACCGACUUUCGAGAAGUUUGAACAGGAGCUGCGCGAGUCGUGUCGCAAUGCGCUCGGCGAACUGCUACUGGAGCGCAUCGAGCUGUUCGACUCUUUCUCCUCCGCCAACGCUCAGGCGACCAACGAACACAUUCAGGACCUUGAAAGCCAGCUCAAGAAUGAGCCACAGUACACGCGUCUGGACAUGUGCCCCAGCGACCGCAGCACAGUUCUCUGGAACACGGUGGCCGCUUGUCAUCGGCCACAUCUCAACGGCGAUGUCUGUCACGCCAUUGGCCGUUUGCACAGUGAGAAAACGUGGAUGUUGCCCGACUACAAGUGGUUCUUGGCACCUGACGAUCAUCACAUCAACGUGGUGCUGCUCGGAAUGGACCAGCUACCGCAUGAACUCAACAAGGAGAUUGAGGGCUGCAAGUCCGCGGGCCGCAUACGCCUAUCGCACCACGAGGACAACCACUUCGAUCUGACCGUCAAGAUCAUCAACUCGUCACCGUUGUCGGCGGAUUCGUUCAUUGACGAUGACUUUGCUCCGCAAGGUAUUAUCGGAGUGUUCUCCUCUCCCGAGUCAGUAGAAUAUCUCCAGCGUGUCCUCAACGGUAUCAUGCUUCACGCCCCGUUGCAGUCGGCACUGGACCCUGUGCCGUUCCGCGGACUGCCGUGCGCGCUUGUCAAUGCCGUCGACCAUCACAAACCAGAAGUUGACCACCUGGAGGUGGAAGCCAACGGACAGCGCUUGGCAUAUCGACUACAAUGUCCGGUGAUAUCCGGGCGAACUAAGGAGGAUGGCAAGCGUGUGACGGCAUUGCAGGCCAUCGAAGCCGUCAGUAGCCUGGUGAACGGUAUCAAGCAUCGGCACACCUCUCUCUACUCUCUGCCGUCGCCAGAGCCGGACUUGAAAAUAGCACUGUGCUGUCUGGCCAACGAUCAGAUCGUGGCGGAGCGUAUUCUCGGCCCGUUCCUGCGUCACCAGUGCUGCUGGCGGCCAGCCACGUCCACCAGCGGCUACACGGACACGCUCUACUUUGAGAUGUGUUUUGGACGCAGCAUGCGUCUGGUGCAGGUCAAGGUGCACUCGUCCAUGAGUGUCGAGCAUAUCACCAAGGACCUGAAGCAUGGCAUUCUCAUUGUCCACAGCGCGGCCAGGAAAGCAUCUCUGGUCGUGGCUAGGCGGUUACUAAGGAAGUUGCCGGCCAUUCCGAAGGCACUGGUUGCCGUCACCACAGCGGAGGUUACUGAGGAGGAGAGCCCGGAGUUUGCGCUGCUCUCGGAGAGCAACCAGUCAGCGGCGUCCAGCUCCAGUGCCCAGGCGGUGACCGCUGGUCCUUCAUUCCAGUUCGAUGAGGUUGCGUUCACCGAUUUCCUCAACGAGACGUGGGAUAGGCACGAGGCCAGCGUUCAGACGCAGACAGCGCCAGUCCAGCGGCCCCGCUGUAACACACCACCAGCCGGUGGCGGCGGAGGUAGUGCCGGAGGCAGUGGCAGCGGCGCAGGCGGCAUGACCAGGAGCCAGAACGCGUCCUCGUCCUCGCUGGGCGUACGCACCCUGCCCUCGGGCAUGAGCCGCUCGGACAUACACUCGGUGCCGCUGGUGCACAAGCGUGCCGUGUUCGACGACAUGGAAGUGCAGUCGUCCUCCUCGUCGUCGUUUCGCUCUCCCGCGCGUCCCCACAGCAUGUCGUUCGAGACGCCGUCGCGCAGCAGCAUGGACUUCUCGACGGACAGCAGCAGUUACGACACGGAGUACACCACGGUUCCCGGCACCACUACUGGCUUUGUGUUCUCGGCCACUCCGGGGCGCACCAGUCCUCGGCCGCACGCCCGCAAGUCGUCCACGCCGGCCGCGCUCUCCCAGGGCAGCAGUGUGGAGGCGAUCGGCGAGACACACUCUCACACCACUACCGCUGUGCCGGCGUCACGCUCUUCGGGCUUGGCAUCCGUCCUGGCACGCGGCCUGGGUACGCUGCCCAGAGCGCGUCGUCGCACCUCGCAAUCACCGUCCACCACCUCGCACACGUCCGAUUCAGGCAACGACGAUUCAUCGCUACUGGCAGCGGGCCACGACCACCUGGAGUCCAGCAAUCCGGAGGCGUUCUACGCCGAUCCGGCUGACUCGCUCAUAUCCAAACGACGACAGCCGGGCCGCCGACCGAAGAUCAGUUCGUCGAGCAGCCUGCCGCUCGGCGGGUCUAUCCGCUCACACGGCCAGGCGUCCAACGUCUCCUCGGUAACCAGCGGUGGACUGCCCACGCCCGACCUGGAAGAGUACGCUACGCCGGCCGAUGCGCGGACGUCGCUGGCGUCGACGCGCUCCUCGGUCGGUUCGACGAGUACAGCACCGGCGGCCGCCAGCACAGCAGCAGGGUUUGUGCGGCCCAGCUCUGACCUGGAUGACUAUGCUGACCCGUGGGACAUCGGGCCCGGAACGAGACCAGCGUCGGAAUCCGCCGAAGGAACAUCAUCGUCAGCGGCGGGACUGCAGUCGGGCAGUGCGCAAGAGGAGUACAUGCUACCGGCGGACGUUAUGAAAACCUCCAGGCCGCCGUCAUCGCCUCUCGUCUCCAACUCUGAAUCAUCAAUGUUCUCAUCACUGACACCGAAAUUAUCGUCAUCGUCGAUGCCAGGCGAGGAGUACGCUAUGCCCGCUGAUGUGAUGCCCAAGAAGAGUCCGGCAGCCUCGGUACGUGGCGAUCGUAACCGACCCAAGAAGCCCACCGCGAGAGUGGUCGACGACUACGCCUUUCCACAUGACGUCUUGAAACCCAAGCCAAACGAGUCCGGAAAGUCGUCCACUCUUCCGCAGCAUUUCAGGACGGGAGUGGGUGCCGCAGCAAUCAAACCGCCCACGUCGAAGCCCCCACCCCUAACCAAGCCCUCUCCGAACACUCGAUCCAAACCUUGGGCGUCGCUCUCGCUCAGAAAGUCACCGUCCCCCGCCGCAUCCAAGCCCCCUGUUUUGCCGCGUCACGAUUCUAGCCCACGGUUGAGCUCGGAUAAGCCGCUUAUCCCACCCAAGGACAUGGCUAGCCUGCGAGACACGUUCGCCUCCAUCUCUAAGGACAUACCGAGCGCAGUGGUGGCGUCUCGAGAGUCCAGCACUUCCUCGCCCCUGGUGAAGGCAAGGCAGCGCCCCCCGAAGCCAGUGCCCGCCGCCAAGCCCAGCACGGAGGCUCGACUAGCAGCAGCCAGGGACUCCAGCAACCAGUCCAUGUACACUAUGGUGGUGCCGACAAGCACGGGGAAUUCCACGUCGGCCGCAGCGGCGGGGGCAAGCGCUGUUGGAGCCUCCACGCAGGACGCCCUAGCUCGCUCGUCGUCCGCUAACGACGCCGACAAACGCGUGGCACUCUCACCGGUCAGGGAGCAGAUCAGCGGAAUCACCACGAGUGGAAGCAGUAGCGCUACGGCUGCCAUGGCAACCAGCACGAGUGCGCAUCAACGGCAUCCGAUUGCUGAACGCCGGUCAUCGGGUCAAGGAUCUGUGGCGUCGUCCGGUGGAUCUGACUCGGUACUAAGCAGCGAGGAGGACGAUCUGCCGACGGUGUCGCGCUCUCAGCUGCAGCGCAAUGCUACCGGCCUAAGAGAGGCGGCGACACAGUCAGGGGCAGAGAGUGGUGACUUGAGCAUUGCGCACGAGGUGGAGCGCCUCUAUGCAUUAUCGGCAAGUCAGGUGGGACCUAACUCACCACCUCCAGCUCCUCCAUUGCCGGACAUUCCGCUAGGGUACGAUGGGUACGAGGUCAAACACUCCCUCGAAGAAGAGAUUCGGCGGCGGCGCAAGAACUCCUUGAACAAGAUACAACUAGUGAAGAUGAACAAUCAGCCGAUGGUGGACGGAAGUGACUCUGAGGACGAGCCACCACCUCCAGUACCCCCUCGCCUAUACUCAUUCUCCGAGUCGGAAGAGGAUGAGGAGAAUCUCAACAGCAGCAGUUUGGAGAUCUCCACAAAGAGUACUAGCAGUGCUGGUGGCGGAGGCGGCGGUGGUGAAGGAAAGGUUUCCACUCUUAUGAGGAAGGCACUGCAGAGACAGAAACUCUCCAAAGAAGAGAAGGAGAAGCGGCGGGCAGAGCGAGAGAUACGCCGCGAGGAAAAGAAGCGCAAGACCAAGAAGUGGAAGAAAGAAGAGGUGGAGCGACUGCGGCAAGAGGCUAACGCCCGUUAUGUCCGGAUCUUCAAGACCUCUCUACAGGAAUCUCCAACCCGGAGUGAGGAAGCCCUCGUUCCCAUGUUUGUGGAGGUUUGUGUGGAGUUCAUCGAAGCAAAUGGUAUAACCUUUGAAGGACUUUACAGGGUCUCCGGAAACAAGUUGGAGGUCGAUCAUCUGCGUGAGCAGUACGCGUACGCACCGGGAGUGGCAGUGUGUAACGAGGCAUCGUGCAUCACCGUGGUAACCAGUGCACUAAAGUCGUUCUUUCACAUGCUUCCCGAACCUCUGAUACCGACCUCGCUCUACGCUGACCUGGCUGCUGCCAUAGAUACGACUGAAGAUGCUGAAGUGCAGGCCGCAGCCGUCCGCAGCAUCCUGCUGUCAGCAAUGCCUGCCAAGGAACUGGCCGUUCUCACGUUCAUGGUUCAGCACCUGUACCGUGUUUCGCUGAACUCCCAGGAGAACAAGAUGACGUCACGCAACCUGAGCAUUGUGUUUGCACCCAACUUCACACAGCCUCCGCUGGACAACUUCUCGACGUCGCUGACCUCCUCACUCAGCCAAGUGGUUGCUCUGAUGAUCUCGCAGUGCCACCUUGUGUUUGGUACCACCGGCUCUGCUGCAGGGCGCACGGGAACAGGCUCAACGCCAACGAGAGAAGCGCCUUCCGCUGGACUUAGCAGUGCAUCCGCUGCGAGCUUGACCAGCGACAGCGCUGCUCGUGGAGCUCCUCUCCCAGCGUACGAAGUCGUAUCUCUGUCAAACCCAGGCUCUCGGCCACCAUCCGUCACUGAUAGUCAUCCAUCCAUCGCUACAGCUUCAACCAGUGCAGGUUCCUCGCCGAAGCUACCUAGACGAAGUCCGUCGCAGAAAUCCCCGGCACCUUCCGCUUCUGCGAAUCCCCCUGAGGAGAUUGAGAUGUAUGGCAGGACUCCUGUAUGGGGAGCUCGAUAGCGGAGGAGGCAACAUGCGCUGCCCCAGUGCGUGUGUAUGUGUAUCUGUUUGUGAAUGUGUGUGUGUGUGUGUGUGUGUGUGUGUGUGCGCGCGCGUGUGCGUGUGUGUGGGUACAUGGUGUGUGUGUGUGUGUGUUGUGCAUGCUUACAUGCUUACACGCAUGAGCAUAUGUGCACGUACAUAGAGUGCGCACCACUCGAUACAAGUCAUGAUCCAGCAGAUAGUAAACCCCGAAAACCAGUAUCUUGAUAUAAUAGCAGAAUUUCUCCGCACUUUCUGAUCCUCUCGUAUCCUCAAUCAUUUAUUUUUGAUUGUCUUGCUACUAACAGACCUCUGCAGUCAAUUUGUGUGAAAAGAGUGAACACUUCACAGUGGUUGAGCAUGCACGAUAUUCUAAUGGCCAUGUCAAAGUGUCCGGUGAUGAACUGUGAUGCGAGGCGGUCAUUGCUCAGUUGUUCGAUUGCCGUCACGAGUGCUCGUCCCACCUUGAAUACGAAUUUAUAUUAGACGCUGCCGAUUGCUGGCUCUUCGGUGACUUUCCUACGUGUGUGCUGCUUCAAUAUGGUAGCCUGUUGUUCAAUUUCUCAUUCCCCACCGAUUUGAUCUAUCGAUUCCAACCAGUACAGGCACAAGUACGAGUACAAUGAUUUGCGAUUUCCCCCCAGUACACUCAGCCACUCCAUUCUGCGUCAUUAUCAUUGUUAUGCAUGGUAUCAUGAUGACAUCAUUGGUGAUGUCAUGGCGGUAUGACCAUCAUCUUCAUCGCCAAUCAAUCACAACCUCUAUCACCAUCACAAUCAUUUCUAUAAUAUUAUUGCAAACAGCUCCAGCUCGUGUAAGCUAUUUUCAAAUACUGUCCACCUUACCAAACGAGGUCAGUGUCUUCACUGCCUGGCCGAUGUUUUACAAUAUUGUUCAGAACAA
Molecule: messenger RNA, 7881 nt
Organism: Sycon ciliatum
Lineage: Eukaryota; Metazoa; Porifera; Calcarea; Leucosolenida; Sycettidae
Product: rho GTPase-activating protein 35-like
Exons: 19
Coding region: 412-6957 (2181 amino acids)
Biological process (GO): regulation of axonogenesis; Rho protein signal transduction; regulation of cell size
Cellular component (GO): cytosol
Molecular function (GO): GTPase activator activity; GTP binding; GTPase activity
Source: RefSeq, a predicted model, not a curated record